CUAGAAAACAAUCCACUUCCGUGUUGCUCAUGUGACUUCUGUUAGGCGCACACAGAAAAGGUUUGACAGUUUGGUUUUCUGAUUGUCUGUACCUUAAAUGAACCACUAUCCUAACAUUUCAUGGUAUUUUAUCGCUUAGUUAAUUUGAUUUAAAAGACAAAUACGCCCCUGUUGUGUCAAUCACCGUUGAUCAGCUGCACUUUGCCUCAAUUAUUCUAAAGUUUUAAUAAUAUUCCGUUGUGUGUGUGUUUUUGUGUUACCAGUCAUGUCUAGUCGGUACCAGAUUGUGGUGCAGGGCGAGGCCUCUGAGACGGACUCAGAUGAUGAGGUCUACAUCACCUCUAUGGCUGCUCCCCAGACAGCAACAAUGGGAGCCAAGGUUGAUAUGCAAAUGUGUGUGUGUGUGUGUGUGUGUGUGUGUGUGUGUGUGUGUGUGUGUGUGUGCGUGCGUGCGUGCGUGCGUGCGUGCGUGCGUGCGUGCGUGCGUGUGCGUGCGCGUUUGAUGGACUGAGAGAUAAAGUGUGUUUACAUGCAUCAAGCCCUCCUCUCCUAAACCUUCAAGCUACUUUGUCUCUGAUCUCUGAUGCGGCCAGGUUCCCGGGGAAGCCUCAGAAACUGACAGCGAGAAUGAGGAGGAACAGUCGGGUCGGAUCUCUGCUCUGAGCCAGGAGAGUGCUCAGAUACUCAGGAGAGACCUCCCCCCUCUCAUAGUUGUACGAGACCACCCUGAUAUACAGUCUAUAGUUGAAGACAGGCCGAGCCCCACACAUAGGCCACAUGGUGAGGAAUCCUGGUCUGAAUUCGAUUGUUAUGGUGUGAUGGAUGCCAACAUUUAGCAUUUCAAUGUCCUUUCAUCGCAACUGGAAAAUCUUUAUGAAUAAAUAAAAGUAUGCAUGGAAGACAUUUCAUUUUAGCCUUUAGUAUUAAAAUUUCAGGGUAAAUAAGUUUCUGUGUCUGUUUCCAGGUGACACACUUUUACAACAGAAACUGCAGGAGUCUAACAGCCGGCUGUAUUCUGACGUUGGACAGACACUACGGCACGUUUAUGGCAGUGCCAGUCGAGAGGUAUGAGGUUAUUGUAAACUCCAGCUUUCAGAGAUAUGCACUUUAACUUACCCUAUCUCAGCAGUCCACUCCAAUGAGGUAAUUUUGAGAAUAUUCAAGCCGUAAACUAUUACUGUUUUCACAUAUUCUACGAAAGCCUGGACAGGAGUCAGUGUUUUCUGUGACAUCAAUUAUGAUCCCAUGGUUAAUCUCUGAUUUGAGCUCAAUGGGAGUAUUUGAAUGUCUUCAUAAAAAUACUGCAAUAGUUUUGACAUGAUGUUUUCUUUUAAAGGUGCACAAUGCAACAGCCCAGCUGACUACCUCACAGAGCGCCAUCAUCAACGCUUCUCACAGCAUCCGCUUAAUCCUGGAUGACCUGAAGGCGGUUUCUGAGAAGAUUGACAUCAUCACUAGCUGUCAAAUACUGCCUGAUAUCAACAUCAAUAAUCUCAAUAAUUCUACUGCCCCUGCACCUUAAAAAAAACCAAGGCAUAUAUAUUCUAAGCAUUAAUAUCACCUGGAUGUCUCACAUCAUAAAAUAAUUGCGUUCAGUAAAUCAGUUAGGACUCAAGCUGGUAUAUCAAAGCAAGUGAGAUUUACUUCAGUGUUUACAAGUUUCCCUAUGCACAUGAACAGGUAUGUUAUUUGAAGUCACACCGUGAGCUGUAUGUAUUUAUCUGUGAGUUUUUUUUACUGUUUGUGUGCCUGAAGCAUUGAAAUGUCUUAGUAAAAAGUUAAAUAAACAAACCAUAUCAACUAAUAUUUCUUGAAACUUUUACAAAGGUAAUUAUUUAAAACAUCUCCAAAUAUAAUUACAAAGCUACAUAAUCUCUUAAAACACUGCAUUAAUUAUACUUAUGUGAGGAGGAUUACAUGUUAUUCUCAAAGAUUUUCUAGCAUGUGAUUUAUUGAUCAUGAAUAUGCAUCUAUGCAAAAUUGCUAAAAACAGAACAUAAAAUGCAACGUUACAAAAAUUACUUGCCUGAGCUAGUGCAGGUUUUGCAGUUUGCAAGAAAGGGAGGGUUUCACUUUGGUGAGUCCUUCAUUAUCUUAAUAAAUAAAGGGUUUAGAAAAGAAGCCCUCUUUAGUUCUUUUAUUCAUCAUUUGGUGAAGCCAGCCUGUCAACGAGAAGUAUCAAUAACUUCAGAUACAUCAGUUGAUUGUGUGAAGAUUUGUCAGAUGGGUGAGAAGAUAUACACAAACACCAACUGCAGCAGGUUGAGAACUGUGCCUACAAUACCAACAAUUCCAGACUGAGUGAUUAACUAUGAGCAGCCAGCAUGCAAAUCUGUCAUUCUCUUCAAGCAGGAAGUGUUUUUAUUUUUAGUGCAUUAGCAUAACGACCACCAGAGGGCGCCUUUGGAACAGAUAUUCAUUUUCCUCCUGCUGCUCUCUGCUUAACCAUUUGUUUUCCCUCCCACCAAUGAAGGCUGAAUUACAAUGUUGACGUCUUGUCCCACACAUAUAAGAAAUAGGACUUCUUUGUAGGACUUAAAAUAGGACUUAAUUGAUUGCUGAGGGGAAAUUCAAUUGUCAUGUCUCAAGUCAUCUACUAUUUACAGAAGAAUUAUAAAGUCUGAUGGCUGUGGGUACAAAAGAUUUUCCAAAACUUUCUGUCCUUCAGCAAAGAGAGAGGAGCCGUCCACCACCAUUUGCCCUGUGGUUGAUCAAGGUGUUAUGAAUAUAUGUGCAACAGUUGUUUUUUACCCAAUACAGCAAUACAGCAAUGAAAUGGGGGUGUGAUUUUUCACAGAAGGAAAAUUUGCAGUAAAGACAAGGAAAUAUUCAGUUCCAAUGGUCAAAUAUUUCAAAUCAAGGUAGUAAAGGAUGAACACAUAGUACUUGCAUCAAUUAAGUUAAUCUAUUUUUGCAUGUUUUGCAAAUAAGUCAGGUGGAGCAACAUAUGUAAUUGAAUCUUUGUUGAUGAGUUCAUCCAUACACGACUGAAGCAUUGUGGCAAGAGUGAUGCUUGUUUUGACGUAAUACAAGCUUGUGAAUCAAUAAUGUUGGCACUCUUGGAUCUUGGAUCAAUAAUUUUUCCAGCCUUGUAUUUUAAUUUAAUCACAAAAUUACAUUUUAAUGAACAGAACAUAUAUUCUUUGAUAUUUUGAUUUAUUGUGCUAUUGUGUUUAAAGAUACUAUAAGGAGUUUUCUAGUUCUAUCUGAUACUGGUGCCUCUGUAUGACUUUCAUUAGGAAAUGAGACCAUCAGCAACAGGUCAAAAAAUUUCUUUGUUAUGAUUUUAAUCCAUGAAAUCAUGGUGAGGGGUUAAGUUUACGCCUGAUGGUUGACAGCACACUCAAGAAAAUGCUUUUUCAAAAUUUUUAUACAACAAAUACUCACAGUAAGUUAUCCUUUUUACUGUAAAACGACAACAAAAUGAGUUUUUUGUCUGACAAAAUACUUUCACUUUAUAAGAGGUGUCACUUCAGGUUGCAGAAAGAGCCAGCCAAUAGGGAGCACCAGGGCACCACCCCACCCCACAAGGAGAAUUAUUGAGUAUUUGAAAGAUAAGUCAGAUUCAGGAAAUUCAGGUUUUUUCAAAAAAUUCAGUAAAUAUUUUUAACAACUGGAUACAAUAGAUAAACUACAGUUCAGAGGCAGAUUAUGAUGUUUUCUCUCUUUUGUGUCAGGUCAUGUGUGGUGAGCUUAUAGAGGCUUGUGCGUGUCCAAUUGAGAAAUGGUAGAGAGAGACCGAGAAGGCCCUUGAAUACUUUGUGGUGACAUCAUUUUGAUUAAUGCUGCUUAUGUGUGAUGGAUAGGAUUUGCCGCCGUGCAUCCUUAAGUGUUCAUGUUCUGUGUGAACGUGCAUGGACACAAUUAGAGACUGAGAAAACCCCAGUGGAGAAAUGUGUCACGGUGCUUAAAAUUACAAGCCAAUGUCACCACCAAAAUACUCCAUUUUACUAAUUUCCUUUUUUAGCCAUUGUUCAGUCACCUCUUGAAAAUAAUUAAACUGUAGAAGGAAGAGAUACACACACCCAAACC
This is a messenger RNA of Xyrichtys novacula (pearly razorfish), 4032 nucleotides long. Lineage: Eukaryota; Metazoa; Chordata; Actinopteri; Labriformes; Labridae. The record is from the annotation of a GenBank genome assembly.